This is a messenger RNA of Electrophorus electricus (electric eel), 2076 nucleotides long. RefSeq names its product store-operated calcium entry-associated regulatory factor (gene saraf). Lineage: Eukaryota; Metazoa; Chordata; Actinopteri; Gymnotiformes; Gymnotidae. The record is from RefSeq and is a predicted model, not a curated record. Gene Ontology annotation, biological process: regulation of store-operated calcium entry. Gene Ontology annotation, cellular component: endoplasmic reticulum membrane.
UUUCGCAUCAACUCGUACAAAGCGCCUGUCCGAGUCGACUCGAGUUGCCACGUGAUGUUGGCGUGAUUAAUCACGAACAGUGCGGGAUUAAUAGUCUGCUCUUACGAGAGGCUCGUGGCAGUGAAGCCUGAGGAACCGCGAGCUCAAAGCAGGUUUCCUCCUGUAGAGGAGAAGAUACAAAUUAUAAUUGAUUCAAGAUACUGGACUGAAAAGAUUGACAAACAUGGUGACCGCACUCUUCCUGUUUACGGUACAUCUUCUGUUUCUGCCGUUCGUCGACUGUUGGGCCGAUGGUGCUGUCCUGCUUCGCGACGUUAAUGCUCUCACGCUGCACCGGGGCCGGUACACCACUGCCCGACGCUCCAGGCCGAUUCCUCAGCUGGAGUGCGUCGGGGGGUCGGCGGGCUGUGGCGCUUUUGUUCCAGACGUAGUCCAGUGUCAGAACAAAGGAUGGGACGGUGUGGAUGUACAGUGGGAGUGCAAGGCUGACAUGGAUAACUGGUACAGGUUUGGCAAAGUGGAGGUGUCCUGUGAGGGUUAUAACAGCCCUGAUGAUCCGUACAUCCUGAAGGGCUCGUGCGGCCUGGAAUACACGCUGGAGCUUACCGCUGAGGGGCGGCAGCAGCAAGGCUCCCGCGGCUUCUCCGGGUUUUCUGACUUCGCCUCCAGCUUUUUCCAGGGCAAGGGGCACAGUUCCGGCAGUGGCGGGUAUUACCAGCAGGGCGUCUCCACAGGGGAGGGAGCAGGCGGCCUGAUGGUCAUCGCGCUUUUCCUGCUGCUAGCCUAUGCUGUCUACAAGAUGUUCCUGUGCAACCCUGCGCAUGGCCAACAGGGUUACCAAGGCGACGGGACACAAGAUUCCACCGGAGCUUGGGAUGGUGACUAUGGAAACAUGGGCCCGCCCCCUCCUGGGUUCAAGCCUGAUUACACAGCUCCACCCCCUGGCCAUGCCCACUCAGGUCCAAGUUAUGGUUUCUCUGACUCCUACACCCGCCCCCACACUGCCAGGGCUGGCUUCAGCCGGCCCACAGGGCUCGGGGGAGGCGGCUUCUGGUCUGGGAUGGGUGCUGGUGGGCUGCUGGGCUACCUGUUUGGCAAUCAGAGACGGGGGCCACCUGUGGGCUCUGCAGGCCCUACAUAUUAUCCCCGCUCAUCUCCACCCAAAACAAGCUCAGGAACACGUACCGCUUCAGGUUUUGGAGGAACCAAGAGAAGAUAAAGAAUAUACUGAAUGUGAAGCUGUUGACUUCAUAUCAGAGCCAAAACUCACCUUUUGCAGAGAAAAAAAAAGUAAAAUAUGGCUUUAUAUGUAAAAUCAGGAAAACAGUGGCGUGUGUGUUCUAGAACAUAGAUUGUUGCUCUGACCUCAGAUUCAAGAAGCUCUACAGUACUUAAUGAUGUAGUUUAUCCUGAAUCACACAAGGCUGGUUAAUUCUCACCAGUUACCUGGAGUCCAGAUGUCCUUGCUGACCUGUGAACCUCGUUGGUUUUAUGCGCUCUAAGAACAGUAGGGGGCGCUGUACUACAGCAGCAGAGGAAGGAAACUUGUUUUUCUCCUGCAUGUAUGUUCUAGUCAAUUAAUUUUACGUUUUUUUGUUGUUGCUAAUUUUACCUCCUUUUGUGUGAUUUUAAAGUUGCUGUAUCUGAUGCUGUUCUGUUCCACUGACAGCUUCAUCAUAGUAUAAAGUUAUUUAAGAAUGUUUUACAUUUAAAUUGUAGACUGGCUGUUUUAAAAUUGUGUAAAUUAAUCGAACUCAACUAGGUUAGUCCUCUUAUUUAAGAUUUACCCAAUUCAACACUUUAAGACAGUCAGGUCUUUUUAAGGUAAAACCAGUUUUUGAUGAAGACUAAAUUGGUUGAUGAUAUGAGAAUGUCAGAAACAUACCAUAUUCCACAAUCCAGUGUCACCAUAAAGUCGUUGAAUUAAUGUUUUUUAAAAAUAUAUUUUACUGUCUCAAUUUUAAUUUGUUUCAGUUUUAUUAAUUAUCAGUAUCCGUUUCAUAUUGUAGUUUUUUUGUUUUUCAAAUGUACUUUAUGACUUCUGCUUCUAAAUAAAAUGUGUAUGUUCUGAAGUAA